Nicrophorus vespilloides is the source of this 282-nucleotide messenger RNA. RefSeq names its product organic cation transporter protein-like. NCBI's taxonomy places the organism in Eukaryota, Metazoa, Arthropoda, Insecta, Coleoptera, Silphidae. Bases 1 to 282 code for a protein of 93 amino acids. The transcript is spliced from 2 exons. The record is from RefSeq and is a predicted model, not a curated record.
AUGGGGAUUUCGUUGAGUGCAAUUGUUGGAAAUGCCUUUGGUAUAUUCGCUCCUUACAUAGUUUUCCUUGGAACGGAAAUUGAUCCAUCUUAUCCUUACAAACUUUCAGCAGCUUUGGGACUUCUUGGUGUAGUGUGUGGGGUAUUUCUUCCUGAAACUCUAAACCAAAAGUUACCAGAAACUCUGGCAGAAGCAGCCGAGUUUGGAUGUGAUCAGGACUUCUGGGGAAAACGCAAGAAACGCAUGCAAAUAUCACAGGUCGAACUACCUCUCAAAGAGUAA